This is a messenger RNA of Linum trigynum, 675 nucleotides long. Lineage: Eukaryota; Viridiplantae; Streptophyta; Magnoliopsida; Malpighiales; Linaceae. The record is from the annotation of a GenBank genome assembly.
AUGAAGGACAUAUUCGAGAGAAAACUGCUCCCUAGUCUGCAAGUUUUUUCAACCGAGGACAGAUGCGAGAAGAUUUUUGGGAUCAUUCCAGAUGAAUCUGCAAGAGCUGAGAUCAGAAGGAGAUGGCAGAAUAGUGGACGCUCCUCUUGUUCAGAACUCGACAUUAAUCUUGUUCUAUGGGAGCAGCUGAAGUACACUCUCCAAUCUGGAAGCUGUAAGGCACAAGGCCUACAUAGGUACAUUGAAGAAAUUGUGCUCUCUUUUACCAAUCCCAGGCUUGAUAUGAUGGCCUCCAGACAGAUGGACUACUUGUUGAUGACACCGUUUUGUGUGCAUCCAAUUACUGCUCGUGUCUGUGUGCCAAUAGAUCCAGUCCAUUGCGAUGAAUUUGAUCCCAGGACAGUGCCUACACUUGCCAAGCUGCUACGAGAACUUAAACUGCGGGAUAUGGACGAGGAAUGGGAGGAUUAUGAUUUCUUCAGUACAUCACAUGGCAAAUAUCUGAGUUUUUUCAGAUCGUCGUUCUUGGAACCUCUUCUAAAAUCUUGCAAGGAGGAGAUGGAGAAUGCAUUCACUUAUGCAUUGCAGGAGAUGAGUAACUCACAGCCAACCCCUCUUGACCUCUUCUUCUUCCAUCUCUUUUGGUUCCGUGAAGAUUAUGAGGCAAGGAGUUAA